This is a messenger RNA of Puccinia graminis f. sp. tritici CRL 75-36-700-3, 305 nucleotides long. RefSeq lists its product as uncharacterized. The coding region runs from base 99 to 305 and encodes 68 amino acids. The transcript has 2 exons. The record is from RefSeq and is a predicted model, not a curated record. Lineage: Eukaryota; Fungi; Basidiomycota; Pucciniomycetes; Pucciniales; Pucciniaceae.
UGACAGUAACAAAGAUUUUUGGCUCAAUGCGUCCUUUGCCUAUCAUUGCCUGUCUGUUUGCUACUUAGUGGUUGUGUCCACAUUACAAACCUCCAAAGAUGAAAAAAUCAUUUCUGUGUUUUCUGAUACUUGGCCCUGCAGCUCAUCUGGGCUUAGUGAGCCCCAGCUUACAACCAGCUCAAAAGGCAGAACAAUCAGUGCAGAUGGAACACUGGAUUGACAGACGUACGAUUGACUUGAACGAAUUACCAACCGGAUUGGAGGUCGGGUUUCAAGAGAACCCAGGGCAAGCCUCGGAAGCGUAG